Molecule: messenger RNA, 525 nt
Organism: Mycotypha africana
Lineage: Eukaryota; Fungi; Mucoromycota; Mucoromycetes; Mucorales; Mycotyphaceae
Exons: 3
Coding region: 1-525 (174 amino acids)
Source: RefSeq, a predicted model, not a curated record
AUGGCAGAUAAUAACAAUAAAAACGCAGAAUUAAAAAGGAAGUUGGAACAGCAUCAAUAUACACCAGAAGAAAACAUGGUCAUGAGGUCUGCCAUGUUCAAUUUUGUCACCUUGACUUCAGUGGGAGCGGCAUCUCUUGGUUUAGCUGCAAGAUUGUUGGCAAAAUCAAGACGAGUACCAACAGGCUUUUUCACUUUUGCUGGAACACUUCUUGGUAUGGGUUGUGGUGCUUCUUUGGGAACGGAUAGGGCUCUGCAUAAAAUAGAAACUUCAUUACCACCGGAUUCUCUAUUGCUAGAAUUCUUUUCAAAGAACAAAAAACUCAACAGCAAGAAAAAGGACGAGGACGUUUUCAAUACCGACAUUGUGAACACUAGAAAUGACACUACCUCACCAAAUGGUGUUGGUAGUAGUAAAGAAAGCAGUAAUGACAAAAUCUCUGAAGAAUUUCUUUCUGAUGAUACGGUGGAAUCAUUAUCCAUUCCACCUGAACAAUCAUUUCAAAAUCAAGCAAAAGAGAACUAA